UUGGAUUUUUUGUUUCACUCAGUAGCUUGUUUUUGCGAGAUCUGGCAACAUUAUUCAGUCAACAAGGACUGAUUCAGCAAACACGUGGACGGGCAUCGCAGAAACUCACUGAAAACUCAUAAAACCAGUUAUUUUGAAACUUUCUCUUUGUAACUGUAAUCACCUAAAACUGAUGUAAAAUUGGUCAGUUAUCUUUCAGUUUGUGAUUACUCGUGGGUCCUGAUUAAAGUUCAUGGCAAGAGUAUUCCAGCUAGAUCAACUGCUCUGAAUGUCUAUCAUAGAUUAAAAUUAACAUAUACCAAUAACUCAAUAGCUCUGUUUUGUAACUCAGAAUAUUGUGAUUGUGAACGAGCUGGGUUUGUUUAGUUUACGUUUAGAAACACCACAGCGAUGAGAAAAAAGACACAGAAAACCAACGUCAACAUUAGCCAACCUAGCAAUAAAUGUUUUAUCUGCGGUCAGCUGUUCGGAAUAAAGUUUGUAGAUAUGCAUAUGCAUUCUUAUUUCCACCAUGAAGCAAUUGAGAAGAUUAAGGGCAGUGUACAGUUGCAUCAGUGUUGGGCAUGUUCUGUAACUGUGAUGGGACUAGAGCAAUACAAGGAGCAUAUUACCACUCGUAAGCACCAACAAAAUCUAAUUAAACUCCGUGGUAAACGACAAAAAAAACUUCCUCUUCAAGUGGACUACAAUAUUGACUUGAACGACAAUGAGUUAAAAGUGCUUUGUGAUCUAAGGAAGCUAGAAAAGAAAGAACACACAAAUCUGUACAAAUGUAUUAUCUGCCGUCAUCGUUUCUCUGAACCGGACUGGGACAAACAUAUGCACAGUUUUGUUCACCAUCAGGGAAUUGAAAAAUCGAAGGGCAGUGAACAAGAGCAUAAGUGUUGGGCCUGCGAAAUGUCUAUGACGGGAAUGGCAGCAUUUAAGAAGCAUAUUGACACCAGAUAUCACAAAAUUAAGCUAUUGGAAUUGGCAAACAAUAGACAACUUGGAAAAAUUACAGUGGACUACAGUAUGGAACUUGAGGAGCUCAUAGACCAUUGUGCUCAAAGUGACCAAGAAAAGUGUCAAAAAAAUCUGGACCAAUGUACAAUCUGCUCACAUCGUUUCCCUGAAAUGGAGUGGGACAAACAUAUGCACGGUAUUGUCCACCAUCAGGCAAUUGAGCAACUGAAGGGCAGUGAACACGAGCAUAAGUGUUGGGCCUGUGAUAUGUCUGUGAAGGGAAUGGCAAGGUUUAGGAGCCAUAUUGGCACCGAAGAUCACAAAAGGAAGCUACAGAAACUGGUGAAUAAUAGAAAACUUGGAAAAAAUACAAUGGACUACAGUGUUGAAUUUAAUGAGCUUAAAGACCUUUGUGCUCAAAGAGAGCAAGAAAGAUUUAUGAAAAAGAAAAAGAAAAUGAAGAAGUGGGCAGAAGAACAUAGGAGGAAGACAACGAGGUUCUUGCAGAUAGAAAGCACAGCUGAGAACGAGCAAUGUACAGCACCUUUCAUGGCGAAUGACCAGUUGCCACCAUCAUGCCAUUUCUCCUCUUUUGAGAAAAAUCCAAAUGAUCAUCCACCAACUAUCGAGGAUAACCAAAACCUGCCUACACAGAGAGAAGAUGGCAUAGUUGAUAUGGACAGGUCGAAUGAGCCACUUAUGAAAAGGCGUUGUCUUGAGAGACCAUCAGAAAAUAUUCCUCAAGAAAUGUCUGCUCAUGGCACUCAUCCCAAACCUGAUGGAAAGGGUACAGAGGUUUGUGCGAACGACAUGACUCCAGAAACUGUAGAUGGUACUGCUGCUGAGCCUCUGUGUGCCCCUGGACUGGUCCAAAGCAGGAUGGAGGCCAGCAUGCCCAACUCGACAGCAGCAAGGGGAGUUUGUUUAACUGGGAAUGAAGCUGUUAUUCUUAAUCUUCCACUACAAAAACACACUUGUUCCAAAAACUCUACGUUGAAAGUAAACAGAGCAGCAUUACAGAGCGAACAAGGCAUGACCAGGAAAGGCACGAAUGGACAAGAGCCGUUUGUAGAUUCUCUCCCACCUGUAUCUUUACUGGCUGAGAUGUUUAAAAGCCAGACAUCAGAAAAUGACUUGGAGAUCAUUGAAAACGUUCGCCCUAAUACUGUACGUGUUCAGAAAAACAAAUCGAAUGAGAGUGACACAGAACAGAGAGAAACAUCACUGGAGCAUCAUGACAACUUCGAAGCCAUCUCCAGCAACGUCCAGAAAACCAAGAACAAAGUACAAGACGUUUCUCGUGAUCUGAGCCCUGAGAUGAACAAAAUAUCCAGAAAAAGGAAAGUGAAUACGUUGAUAUCGCUGUCUUUGAAAGAAGAGGAGUUGACCAGCUCUUUGGAAAAUGUGGGUGAGCAGCUGUUCCAGGCGUACUCCACCCUGCAGAGCGCAUACUCAGAAGUUCAGCGUCUACUAGCUGUUAAACAAGAGGUAACCUCAGAGAUGGCCUCGCUCAGGGCAAAGCGUAUAGAGAUUCUACAGGAUAUGAAGAAUCCGGAUGACCAGCAGGAGGUGCUAAAUGGUUCCUGACGGCUGUGCGAACCUCUGAUUUCAAUUCAGCAACCCAGUAAGCUUCACAGAGCAGCUGCAUCACAGGACCCACUCCUGGAAGUAUUUUACACUGGACCUACCUCUAAAACCACAAAAUUGACCACUCUUUUAGUCAAAAUUAUUUGAUGUACUUCGUCAAGCUAGAAGGGUAUGAAAGAAAAAAAGCAGAUGUUACAGAAUCCAGUAAAGCUUUCAUCCAUCUGAAAAUUCGGGUCAGUUAAAAUACUGUCACAACAGCAGCAGUUGAAUGUUCAUUCUUUGUCUUGCAGUGUAGUAAUAUUGCUUACAAGGCAUCAUACCAGGCAUAUUCAUUCAGACUUGCCCUCAGAGGUUUAUAGUUGUUUUAUUCAUGGGAUUCUGAAUAAUAUUUUAAAAUGUUCAAAAUAUUUGGUUUUUAUCAUCUGUGUUUUUGCUGCUCCUCUAUUUUAAUCAUAUGUUUGCCCUUUGCUUGCAGUCAUGACUCACAUUAAUUGUGUUAUUUUGUACUGUUUGUUUAUGCUAUGGUAACAACUGGAAUAGAACAGUGCAAAGUUGAACACUUUAUUUAGUUGAAUUAU
Labeo rohita (rohu) is the source of this 3110-nucleotide messenger RNA. RefSeq names its product zinc finger protein 106b (gene znf106b). The record is from RefSeq and is a predicted model, not a curated record. NCBI's taxonomy places the organism in Eukaryota, Metazoa, Chordata, Actinopteri, Cypriniformes, Cyprinidae. Gene Ontology annotation, molecular function: SH3 domain binding; RNA binding; zinc ion binding. The coding region runs from base 391 to 2532 and encodes 713 amino acids. Gene Ontology annotation, cellular component: membrane; cytosol. The transcript is spliced from 15 exons.